Molecule: messenger RNA, 8390 nt
Organism: Cavia porcellus (domestic guinea pig)
Lineage: Eukaryota; Metazoa; Chordata; Mammalia; Rodentia; Caviidae
Gene: Ttc6
Product: tetratricopeptide repeat domain 6
Exons: 32
Coding region: 162-5801 (1879 amino acids)
Molecular function (GO): protein binding
Source: RefSeq, a predicted model, not a curated record
GCCUGGCGACCGAGCGGGUCCCGCUUCUCUGGACAGCCGUUGCAUCCCACCCGGCCUUUGCCGGUCGAAGGCGGGUUGCACACCCCGCAGGCUCUGCCGGGCGCGGCCAGGACACCUGAAUCACGGCAGAGGCCACUCGGAGCCAGGUCAAAUUUGUCAAAAUGUCCAUGAUCCCGAAGCACUUUGGCCUGAAAGCCAGAGAAGAGUCUUACAUGUUUAAAGAGCUUGAAAAAGUUCGCCAAGAGACGAAAAGGGAUUUCUUUCAAUUCAAGCAGAAGCUGGCCUACAGGCCGGCUCCAGUGGACAGCUCGGACCACUCUCUGCAGGGCUCCGACCUGGUGUGCCCUACGGAGAUGAGGCGCGUGCAGUCUGCUGCUCGCAGAGGGCUCUCAGGGUCCGCUCUGACUGAGGGCCCCGCGACCUCCGCCACCGCGCGCCUACAGGGGGCGCUCCGAGGCGUCGGGCGCCCGCCGGCCGCCACCGUGAGGACAGGGUCGUUCUGCCCCCAAGACUUUUACUUGCGCAGCUCCGCGUUCCUACGGCACCGGUCCCCGAAGAAGCCACCCGCCAUCGCCUCACAGGCCGGCACGUCUCGGCCCGUGGUGCUGCUGCCGCCGUCUACGUCGCCGGUGAAGCCAAGAGCGCGCCCGGGUCCCGGGAGCCCUCGGCCCGCAGGGCCGGUUCUGGACUGGGCCCGCGGGCGGAGGACGAGCCAGGGGGCGCAGCUGGUCCCCGAGGGCCACAAGGCCAAAGCCAAGAAGGCCAGCCGCGUCUCUAGCGAGGAGAGCGACGCGGAGGCGGCCGGCGGGCGGAGAGUGAGGCUCCGCGCGGGCUUCGCGCCCCGUGGCUCGGGCGCGGGGCAGGCCGGGAUCGGGAUCGGGAUCGGGCCGGGCUCCAGGGCGGCGCGCGAGGGCGGCGCGGCCAGCGAGGCGCAGGCGGGGCUGCGCACGCGCGCGGUGCCCAAGUCCAUCCAGGAGAUCAUCGCCUCGGUGCAGUCCGAGGACCAGCUGGCCUCCGACCAGAUCAUCAGAGAGCUCAUAGAGAGCGUCCUGGGCCCCGACUACGACGUUAGGAUGGAAGAUAUAGCUUUGAUGGGAAAAACAUAUGUCAAAACACAUGAUGUGCAAGCAGAAACACUGACGAUGGAAGAAGAGCGUGUCUCACAGAUGAAUAUCGAGGAACCUUAUAUGAGUAUGUCUGAGGAGCUUCCUGAUGAAGGCUCAAGUAUUGUUCAAACUGAACAGGAGGAUGCAUCGGAUCGACCAUCUUUAGACACAGAAGACAUAGCAUUUAAAUAUCAAGAAUCAUUGGAAAUGCACCCAACAGAGGAAACAACUAAACGUAUGGAAGAUGGGCAGCUCAAAAGAGACUCUAAAGUACUUAAGCGGGUAUCCAUAAAGGUGCAAUCAUCAGAAUUCUUGCAAAUCACAGGAAAAGAAGUUAAGCGAACACGACGAAGUAAAUCAGAAUUCAUACCACUGAGACGAAAAAAGUCUUUAAAAUCCCAAGUAGAUCAAAAACUACUUAAAAAAAUCCCACAGGCCCAUUCCCCUCCUCACCUUCACCAUUUGUGCACCACCACUCCAGCCCAGCAGUUGCCAGUUGACUUGCAUCUGGCCUCUCGCAUGUGCCAUACUGCUGACAAGAAAGGCCACAGCACCCUGCUUGGAGUCUUUGGACCAUCUUUCCUAGAUGUUCACUUUGUAGAAGCACAAAGAGAUAGACUACUGUGUGGAAUUCCUGUUACGGAUGAAAACCAAAAGAGUAUCAGCAUUCCUCCAGAACCAUCAAGGCUGCCUCCUGAAACAGCGCAGAGACUUAGAUGGCGUUUUCACAAACCACACCUGGAACUCUUGGGACAGGAAAUGUCUGCUUAUCCAGGAUGUACAAAAAUGUUUUGGAAUCCAGCUGCACCCAAAUUUGCUGUUCCAGAGUGUAUCAUAAAGAAAACUAUAUAUCCACAAUAUGAGAGUGUUCAAACAAGUAGAAUUUUAAAUAAGAAAUUUUUAGCUGGCAGCAAGGAAAAUGUCAUUUUGUAUGAGAGUAGCAAUUUUCCGGCUUUCUUACUAAGAAAAUGUAUAUCAUCUGAAAAUAUCCAACAUGUCAGUUGUCAACAUUCCACACAACAGAAGAGAGCAAAAUCUGAAGUCACAUUGAGGAAGGAGGAGGCCAUUUCACCAAUAGAAAUCAAGGAUGACCUGCAAAGCAACAUAAAAGCAUUGUUGUUCCAGAAAGCAAAGCAGCUGGAGCACCAACUUGCUGAGCAAAAUAAAACCAAAGUGCCUCCCACCUCUGUGAAAGAAAAUAGAGAUGUCAUUUUAGACGCCACCAUUCAGGAAGAACGCAGUUCAAAACAUCUGUCUCUCUCUCUCAUUGAGGCAUCGAAACAAGCUGGCAUUACUUAUGUUGUUUACCCCAAGGAAAAAAAAAUGAAACUGAAGAAGGGACUGAAAUUUGAAAAACUUACAGUUGUGUGUGAAGAGUUAUCUAAACCUCCAAACAUGAUUAAAAGAUCAGCAUCACAUGGAAUACUUCCAGGACAGAAGAAACAUUUACUCAAAGUUCCAUUAUAUGAACGUAUAAUACGGAGUCCCAGCCUUCCUGUGUCUUUAAAUUUUGAUAAAUUUUUUGAAAGGAAAGGAGGAAUGCUAGAAAAUAGUAAUCCUUACAUAUGGGUUCACGAUAUACUCUUUAAAGAUCAACUUCAGAAAAGAACCAGACAGGCUGAAAUCACUGUAAAAAGAGACUUUUCGGAAAGCACAGAAGAACCUGAAACAGCACAAUUAAGUGAUUCUUUGGGAUGUGAUCUCCCACCAGAGGUUAUAAAAUAUUAUGAAUCUGAAAUAGAAGUCUUGACUGAAGAAAUCAAAGACAAGAAAACAUUUCCUGCAUUUGCCUAUUGUAGACGUGGAGCAAUUUUUAGGAAACUGGGCAAAUUACAGAGUGCCAUGAAUGAUCUACAGGAAGCUAUUCUCUUGGAGCCAUUGUUUCUCAAUGCCUAUUGGCACCGGCAUUUCAUUUAUUUGUUUGAAGACAAAAUUAUUGAGGCUUUGGAUGACUUGAAUUAUAUAAAUAAACAUAAUAAAAAUAAUGCAGAUGUGUAUUUGUCUAAGGCUGAAAUUUACAAGAACAACAACAACAUUACUUUAACAAUUCUAAACUAUAGCUGGGCAAUUAAGUGCAGACCCACAGAUGCUGAUAUCUAUUUCAGGAGAGGUCAAGCUUAUGAAAAAGAGAACAGAGUACUGGCCUUUGAUGACUUUUCUAAAUGUAUAUUUUAUGAUCCCAAAAGAACAGAUGCAUUAUUGAAACGUGGGCAGUUUUAUUUUGCAAAUAAAAAUUGGAUUUCAGCCAUACAUGAUUUUACAACUUUGUUAAAUAUAGACCAGCAAAAUUCUGAAGCGUGGACGUACAGAGGGAAAGCAUAUUUUAAAAGGCACCUUUAUAAACAAGCGACUCAAGACUUUUCUACUGCUAUUCACUUAGAUCCUAAUAAUUGGACAGCAUUAUAUUAUCGAGCUUGCAUAUUUAGAAAGUGUAAUCCUCUUAGAGCACUACAGGAUUAUAGUGUUUCAGCUCUCAUAAAUGAUGGCUAUGAAAAUCUUGAUUGUUUUCUACAUCGGGGCAUAGUCUAUACACAUCUCAAACUUUGGUGGCUGGCAAUUUGUGACUUUGAAACUGUUAUUUCUCUAGAAAGAACUUAUACUUUGGCUUAUGUAAAUAUUGGCCUCAUACAUAUGUUACACUUGGAUAAUUACACUGCAGCCAUUUGGUACUUUUCUGAGGCUAUUAAAAUUGAUCCUUUGUAUAUUCAGAGCUAUAUGUGUAGAGCAGAAGCUUAUUAUAAGUUGCAUAAAUGGAAAAGUGCAGUCAAAGAGUUAACUCGUGCUAUUCAUCUUCAGCCAGAUGAAAUUCAGUUAUACAUAAUAAGAGGUCAAUAUCUUCUUAUGAUGAAAUGUAAUGAUCUUGCAAAGUUUACUAUUUAUCAAGUAGCAGAAAUGAACAAAGGUCUGAUUGAAUUGAGUCCAAUACAACAAGCACACAUUUAUUUAUUUUGUGAAAACCAUGAAAAAGCCAUUCAGGUCUUGGAUGGGAUGCCAUGGAAUAGGUCAGAGAUGACCACGUUUACAUUACUAGCAAAAGCCCAAAUGAAGGCUAAGAAAAUCAAGGAAGCUGUGAAAAUUUUUAAAAAGAUCUUAGAUUUCUUUGCGAAUUUUGACAGAGGACCAAAUGCCGUAGCUAUCACAGCAGACUGUCUGCAUAAUUUAGGUCUUUGUUACAUGGAAGAAGGCAACUGGCAAACGGCUUUUGAUUAUUUUACAAAAGCUGUGAAAGCAAAUCCGGAAUUAGCAGAAGGCUUCUAUCAACGAGGGCUUUGUAAGGUGAAACUCCAGAAGGAUAACUCGAUUCUAGAUUUUAAUCGUGCAAUUGCUCUGAAUCCAAAACAUUUCCAGGCAUAUUUAAGCAGAGUAGCCUUCUAUGGCUUAAAAGGCAGAUACUCGAAAGCAAUUUUGAAUUGUAACGAGGCCAUCAAAAUUUACCCUCAGAGUGUGCGUGCCUACCUCUACAGAGGAGUUCUGAAAUACUACAACAAGAAUUACAAACUAGCUAUUAGAGAUUUAACUACAGCUAUCAACAUGGACAAAAACUGUUAUGUGGCAUUUUAUAACAGAGCAUUAUGUUACACCAAGAUAAGGGAACUUCAAAUGGCAUUAAUAGAUUUUGGAAUUGUGCUGCUCCUUGAUGCCGGAGAAACUAUAACAUUAAAUACCUUCAUUAAUCGUGGACUCAUCUAUAUUGAACUUGAGCAGUACGGCUUUGCAUUAGAGGACUUUAAGCAAGCUGCACUGAUAAGCCAGACUGACGUCCACCUCUGUCAUGCUACCGCCAUGUGCCACCACAGAAUUCAAGAAUUCAAAGAAGCUAUCAGUUUCUUUACACAAGCUCUUAGUAUUAACCCACUUUUUCUGGAUGCAUAUAUUGGACGAGGAAAUUCUUACAUGGAAUAUGGACACGAGGAAGCCAUUAAACAAGCACAGAAGGACUUUCUGAAAGCACUGCAUCUUAAUCCAUUAUGCACCAAAGCCAGGAUUAGUCUGUGCUAUAAUUUGCAGGCCCAAGGAAAAUUGCAGAAAGCUUGGAACCACUUUACCAUCACCAUGGACAUUGAUCCACAGAACUACCUGGCCUAUGAAGGAAGAGCUGUGGUCUGUCUUCAGAAGGGUAUUAAUUUUGCUGCAAUGCAAGACAUUAAUGCAGCUAUAAAGAUCAAUAGGACUGCAGAGUUCUUAACAAAUCGCGGUGUGAUUCAUGAGUUUAUGGGUCAACAACAGAAUGCAAUGAAAGACUAUCAAGCAGCGAUUGCUCUAGACCCCAAGUACUGGCUGGCUUACUUUAAUGCCGGAAAUAUCUACUUUCACCAUCGGCAGUUUUCUCAGGCCAGUGACUACUACUCAAAGUCUUUAAAGUUUGAUCCGGAAAAUGAAUAUGUUCUCAUGAAUCAAGCCAUUACAAAUACAAUACUAAAUAAAUAUGAAGAAGCAAAAGAAGAUUUUGCAUGUCUAAUUGACCGCUGUCCCUUUUGGGCUGCAGCGUAUUUUAACAGAGCACAUUUGUACUGCUUUUUAAAGCAGUAUCACCUUGCUGAGGAAGACCUUACUACAGCCCUGUCUUUGACGCCUAAUGAUGUGCUGGUAUAUAACCUCAGAGCAGAAGUUCGGGGUAAAAUAGGUCUGACAGAAGAAGCUAUGGCUGACUACAACCAAGCACUUGAUCUUGAAGAAUAUGCCUCAGUUGCCUGAGUUUAUAGACUGUGCUGUGAUUUCUGUGGUAGCUUACAUUUACAUGGCUACGCCUCCUGAAACUGAAAUGUAUUUGUUCAGAAGUUUGUACCACCUUCUGCAUUUUCUGCAUUUUGCUUAGUCUUCUAUAUUAUCCUUUAAUGCAUUUUAACAGAUUGUUUCUAUAUAUUGGGAAUAUCUCAAUAAUUGAAUUUCUUCACAAAUUGUAGAAUUUACAUGAGAAAGUUUCUCAAGGAAUAUGAAUACAUAAAAUAUUUUAUCUAAAGUAAAAUAAUUUCCUUUGAAGUAGUAUGUAGAAAAAAUGUUAUCAACCUUUUCAUGGAUUCCUACACAGAAUAUGUCCAACAGUAUCCAGAUAAAGGAUGAAUACAAGAUGAUAACUAUAAAAAUAUUAAAAUCACAUGCAUUUCCUCUCUUCUUUAAAUAAUGUAUAUACUGACUUGUAUUCUUUCUGAUACAUUUUUUCAGCAGAUAAACAUGUCUCUCUUUUUCAUGUUCCUUUUUUUCUAAGAUAGCAUCUAUAAAGAUUUCAGGUAACCCAGUUUUCUGAGAUAACCUUUUCUGCCUUUUUAGUUCUGGUCUCAACAAUGCAUACGUAUAUGCCGAUUGUUUAACUAUACGUGAAAAUCUGUCUGCACUUGUGAUUGGUGUAUCAUAACAGUAGAUGGGUUGAGAAAUUAAAACAGCCAAACAUUCUUUAUAGAAUGUUUCUAAGAGAUCUUUGAAUCAAUCAGAGAAUGCCCUUCUUUUAUAUCACUGAUGAUAACAAGACGAAUGGACUUUUAUUUCAUUUGGAUUUGCUUCACCAGCUUAUGUUCCUUCUUGGUAUAUUUUUGCUGGUACCCAUCCAGUUCCUUAGAAGCCUGGUUCCACCAAGAUUAGCAAUUGGAAGAAAUACAUCUGCCCACUCAGCCUUUUUUGUUUUAGGCUAGCUGCAGAUUUCACAAUAGAAAGUUGAUUUUAGUUUGUAAGCCACUGUGCAAAAGUUUCAUAAUAUUUUAGGGUACUUUUCCUGGUGACAUGUGUGGGUACAGGAAAGUGUGAGGAAUGGGUCAUCCCCACUGAGUCACACUGCCUGGUGCACUAAACCCGUGUGAUCAGUUGUUUCAGAGCCUUUUCUCUCAAGGUCUCGAGGUCCUGUUAUCCCUGCCUUGGUCACAGGUGAGAUUCAGGCUGACUGUGCUCUGUAGGCAGCGCCACUCCUCCUGCUAUGCUCACAUCUCACACCUCUUCCUGGUGGGCCUGGGCUCCUUUAUCAGUGAUCAGGGGUUGGAUGUGCAGGCUUCCCUUCAUGCUGUCCCCAUGCACUGCAGAUGUGCAGAAGAUCCGAGUCUCUAUCAUAUGCACCUUUGAUAAUAAGGAAAAGGGACGAGGAGAUAAAUUUCUCUCCCAUGCAUCUCUUGGUGAUGUCCAGAUAGGUUUUAAAUAGGUUCCUGAAAAAUAGUCCUGGGAAUUUAAGCAGUUAGUUGCCUUUACUGGUGGCCAAUAAAAGCACAAAGUACACCUCUUAUUAUUGCUUUUGUUUUCCUUGACUCACUUCCAUUUCUUACAUCCCGGAUUCUCUGUGAUUUAACUUGAUAAAUAGUGGCUCAAAAGCAUUUUCCUUAGAUUCUGCUUUCCAAGGGAAUUCAGAUGAAGCCAAUUAGUAAUUUAAUAUCCCACCCCCAACUGCACACUAGUUACCUUCCAUAUGAGGCAGGAUGUAACAACUAAUGGAGAAUGAUACAAACUGAGGAUCACAGCAGCAUAAUGGAGCCAAUCAUGACUAGCUUGUCAAAAGGCUUCAGGUCCCUUUGUGCAUAUUUCUUCACAUCUGAAGUUUCCAUUUGCACUGAUGGCACCCUAUGAAGACACCUCUGGUGUUCCUUCAGAAGUGUUUAUCUCCAUCCACAGAUAGACCUCCUCAAAACUGCAGAGGGCUUAAUGAUAGGGGAGAAACUUCAGCUAACAGCAGAGGAGAGAUAAGGAGAAACUGUUCAACUCCCCUGGCCACUGAGUGGUAAUUUCCCCAGCGUUCCCCAGUUCCAGCGUAUAAAAUUCAUGUAGAACACAUAUUUUGUCGGUUUCCUCCCUUUCCUGACCCUCCUCACCUAUCUCCUUUUCUGUUGACAAAGCUCCCCUUUGAAGUAAAUCACUUGUACUAAAAUCUUUAUCUCAGGGUGCACUUCUGAAGCAUCUGAAUGUAAAACAGCAUCACCAAAGAAGAGGUAUUAGAGCUGAAUUUGGAGCAGGGUAACAUCUGUUGGCAGAGAUGCUGAAUAGUAAGAUCUUCCGAAGAGACCAGUCAUCUGCACAGAUACACAGAAGCAGGAAAAUGGAAAAUUAACAUUUGAGGAGGAGUUGAAGUAGAGAAUUUCUGUGAGAAAAUGGUGGAAACGAAGCAGAGCUUCCAGUCAGUCAGAUGUGAAGGAUCCUCAGCACUGGAUAAAGGAAUUAAAAUUCAAAGUAAGGAGUUAAAGCUUGACUGCGGGUGUGAGAGAGAACGUGGCAGAUGGACAGAGAAAGGAAGUGUCUUUCAUUCCCUUUGUUUCCUUCCAUAUUAGGGGUUUUUAUAGCAUCAUCAAUAAAAAUUGGACCUUGGAAAAUUGA